Calypte anna (Anna's hummingbird) is the source of this 9152-nucleotide messenger RNA. RefSeq names its product calcium/calmodulin dependent protein kinase ID (gene CAMK1D). The transcript has 11 exons. Gene Ontology annotation, molecular function: calcium/calmodulin-dependent protein kinase activity; calmodulin binding; ATP binding. Lineage: Eukaryota; Metazoa; Chordata; Aves; Apodiformes; Trochilidae. The record is from RefSeq and is a predicted model, not a curated record. Gene Ontology annotation, biological process: peptidyl-serine phosphorylation. Gene Ontology annotation, cellular component: intracellular anatomical structure. The coding region runs from base 267 to 1448 and encodes 393 amino acids.
GAAAGUUGGGAGGAAAUAGCCCAGGAAAAGUGACACUCGCGGAGCCCGCCGGAGAGCGGAGGAAAUAAAAGCGGCAGCGGGCAGGAAGUGUGAGGAGGUGGAGGAGGAGGAAGGGGAGAAGAAGGAGGAGGAGGAAGAAAGAAGAAGAAGAAGAAGAAGAGCGGACAGCAGCAGCAGUCGCUGCUACCGCGACAGAAGGGAAAGCAAAAGCCGCUCGCCGUUUCGGUGCCGCCCGGCCCGGCAUCCGCGGGUCGCGCUCCGCGGCCAUGGCCCGGGAGAACGGGGACGGUGGCGGCUCCUGGAAGAAGCAAGCGGAGGACAUCAAGAAGAUCUUCGAGUUCAAGGAGACGCUGGGGACGGGUGCGUUCUCAGAAGUUGUUUUGGCUGAAGAGAGAGCGAGUGGGAAACUCUUUGCAGUCAAGUGCAUCCCCAAGAAGGCACUGAAGGGGAAGGAAAGCAGCAUAGAAAAUGAAAUUGCAGUCCUGAGAAAGAUCAAGCAUGAAAAUAUAGUUGCCCUGGAAGACAUCUAUGAAAGCCCGAACCAUUUAUACCUGGUCAUGCAAUUGGUGUCUGGGGGAGAGCUUUUUGACCGCAUCGUUGAGAAAGGCUUCUACACUGAGAAGGAUGCCAGCACCCUGAUCCGACAGGUCCUGGAUGCUGUCUACUACCUGCACAGAAUGGGCAUCGUGCACAGGGACCUCAAGCCUGAGAAUCUGCUCUACUACAGCCAGGAUGAAGAGUCAAAAAUCAUGAUCAGUGACUUCGGAUUGUCAAAGAUGGAGAGCAAAGGAGAUGUGAUGUCCACAGCCUGUGGGACUCCUGGUUAUGUUGCUCCUGAAGUGCUGGCCCAGAAACCCUACAGCAAAGCUGUGGACUGCUGGUCUAUUGGGGUCAUUGCAUACAUCCUGCUCUGUGGGUAUCCCCCUUUCUAUGAUGAAAAUGACUCCAAACUCUUCGAGCAGAUCCUUAAGGCUGAGUAUGAGUUUGACUCUCCGUACUGGGAUGACAUCUCAGAAUCUGCUAAAGACUUCAUUCGGAAUUUGAUGGAGAAGGACCCUAAUAAAAGAUACACCUGUGAGCAAGCAGCAAGGCACCCUUGGAUUGCUGGUGAUACAGCACUCAACAAAAACAUCCACGAGUCGGUCAGCGCUCAGAUUCGGAAGAAUUUUGCAAAAAGCAAGUGGAGACAAGCGUUUAACGCCACGGCGGUCGUGCGGCACAUGAGGAGGUUACACCUGGGCAGCAGCCUGGACAGCUCGAGUGCCAGCGUGUCCAACACCCUCAGCCUUGCCACCCCACUUCCCGACACGGCUACACGGAAAGAUUGUAUGUCUCCAUCCACUCUCUGUAGUUUUGUUUCAUCUGCUUCUUCAGGCGUUUCUGCAGUAGGAGGGGACCGGAGACCCAGACCCACCACAGUGACCACAGUGCACACAGGGAGCAAGUGAGAGCCGAGGCUGCGAGGAGCGGGCAGGGUGGGCGGCCCCGCGCCCUCCCGCCCAGCCAAGGACUAGAAGAAAGAAGAAUUUUUUAUGGCCAUAUUUUAUACUGCAAUUCUGAAAUGUUUCAUUUAUCACAAACUGCAAUGACUCCAGGGGGAACGGAUCUAACAGUCUCUGGUGCUGUACAUAUAUAUACAUAUAUAAAUAUAUAUAUAUAUAUGUGAGUCUAGCAAUGUUCUAACUAAUGAACGCUCAUUCUUUUCCCCAGUGAUUUACUCUUUUCCUAGUGUAGGUAACAGUUUAUGUUGUUUUGGGUUUUUUUUUUCAUUAACUACAAACAUCUCAACUGGAUUAUUUAAAUAGAAAUACUUUUCUGAAGCAUUAUUUUUCUUUUUAAGAGUACUUCCAGUAAUGUUCCUCCUUCCUGUUUGCUGGGGGGGUUAGCUAUUUCUGUAGGUAGGGACUGAUGUUAACCUUGUAACAUGGGAGGAUUUCAAUGGCAUGACAUUUCUUGCUCCUCAGAUUGGACUGCAAGCCUGCCUGGCUUUAGCAGAGCUUCUACUGCUCAGAAUGAGAAACUGUUGCUUUCCUUCCACUCCUCCUCCACUCCUUCUUGAAAGCCAUGGCAUGAGUUAGAUUGUCACCAGCAGGUAGCCAGCUCAUCCUUAGUCUAAUACCUGUCGUGCUGGGGAUCUGCAGCACCCUUGUUUCAGAGGAGAGGCAGGUACAUGGUGCCAGAGCCAAGAGCUGAGCAAAUGAAAUGACAGAGCACAUUCUCAUCCUUCAGCUCCUAUCUCCUUCCAGUCACUGUGUACUGCAAGCAGAAGAAAAAGGGAAGAUGUGGGGCUUGGAGUCGUAGUCAUCCCCUGCCACUGACUCACUGCCUUUGGGUGAGACAUUUAACUCACCACCCUUCUCCCAGCCUGUGUCUGCUGUGGCUGAAUCCAGCCUGAGCUCUCCAUGCCAGAGGUGUUGAGCUAACAGGGCUUUGCCUGGUGUUACUGAUGCUCAAGUAGCCAAAAUUGAGUAUCAAAAACCAAACAGAAAAGUUUGGACCUUGCCCUCUGCAUGUCUACGUUUCCCUCCUGGGGAGUGGGGUGACACUUGCACCUCUCAGAGAAGCACUGUCAGGUUCUUGGGUGCAAAGUGCAGGAUCUGGUGGAGUGUUGCUGCAUCACACUUAGCUCUGCCUGAGAGCUGGCAAGGAGCUGGGAAAGCAGGACCUCCCCAAAAGGCACAGGCACUUGCAGGUGCAGUGGUGGCACUGCCUCACCCUCAUCCCCAGCAAGAUCAUAUACAAAAGCAACACCAAUUUUCCCACUUUUUCAUGACUGAAUACGUGCACUUCCCAGGCUCUGUGUGCUGGUUCAUCAUUUAGGAACAGCCACCAUGACUGUUCAGCAGCUGGAAAUCGUAGAAGGAAGCAAUUCUGCCCAGAUUUACCAAAGGGCUCCAGAUUACUUCCACACCAUUUCCAUCUGUGAUUUUCUUUGGAGCAGGAGGGAUGGGAGGCAGGCACCCUUCCCCAGCUGCUGGGAGCCUCUUGCACCCCAGAUGGGUCCAUCCCCAGCCAGAGGCACAAGCCAUUCCCUGUAGCCUGACCUGUUGCCAUGCUCACCUCAUUUAUCUUGCACAAAAAAUCGUGAUGUCACAGACACAGAUGAAUAUAUCAGGCAAUAGUGACCAGCCUGGGAAAAGCCAUAAGAUCUGCAUUUUUUACUGAGGCUUCAAACUCCUGCUUCAGCUUCAGCCAGCUGGCAUCAACCAACAGAGCUGGGAUUUCAUCUAUCAUUAUCCAGCACUAAAAGCUGGAAAAGCAGGUGGCAAUGAGCACUGACUCUGAAAUAGCCUCUUCUUUGGUGCCACUAAAAGUUGUUGCCCCCAAUAGGUCUCCCAUUUCCUUGGAAUUAAGCUGCUUCCCACUUUUGGAGGAUCGUGGCAUAUCUGAGUGAGCCCCUGGGACCCCCAGUACACUCCAUAGUGUUGGCAGCAGGCAGAAGGGCUUCAGCUUCAACUUCUUAUGUUACAAAAAAUGACAGGUAUUGGUCUCUUUGCAGUUUGAGGCAAAACUCCAUAUAAUUUCCCUGGUGAGGAUAUUUCCCCGGUGACCUAGAUUUGGGCAGAUAGCAGGGCAAAGGAUCUCCUUGCUGCAAGUCUCUCCCUUCUCCUCAUCCCCAGACUCCGGCCACCAUGUACUCGUGUCCCAUUGACAAAGAGUAGGAAGAAAUUGGCAUUUAAGAUCAGGGCUCUUUAUGGUUUGAUGCAAAGGUGUCUGAAAAUAAGUAUAAUAUGAUUUAAACUCAUUCUAAAGCCACUUUAUUUUGCCAGGCUGAGUAAGGAAGCAUUAGUUUAAGAAAGACUCCUAUCCCAAGAAAUUCAAGUUGUUUUGAACACACGUGAGCCCAGCUGGCCUAUUCUGCUCCAGUUGCAUGGAUGUAAAAUAGGCAGUGCUCCAGUCUGGAAUCAGUGGAGUUCCCCACAUUUACACACACACACAACCAAAAGCAGGAUUUGAUCAGGGAAUGUUUUCUUCUUUGCACAGUUAUUUCAAAGAUGAGGGCUCGAGUGUUCCCUCUCUGCCUUCUCUUCUGAAACCUGAGGUCUGGUUUGAACUUGAUGUAGUUGCCUGAGAGAAAAUACAUCAUCCAAAUGUGUUUUGCAGGAAAACAAACAAACAAGCAAAAAGAAAAAAAAGAAGAAGAAAAAAAAAAGAAACAGAAGGAAGCAAAUGGAUUUCCUCCUGCAAAGCCAAGAGCAGUGAUGGGGGCAAAGGCAGAUAUGCUGUCCUGCAGAUGGGGGGAUCCCAUACACCAGCUGGCUCUCCUUGCUGGAUGCUUUCUAUGGGUUUUUAUUGUUGGGAGAGGUGUUCUUUCCUUCCAUAUGUGGAACCAGUAAUAUUUGGUGUAGUUCAGUAAUUUGCCAUUCUCUUUGUCUUGCUAGCAAAUACUGGGAUUUUAAGACCAAACCAAGAAACACUUAAAAGCAAAAUUUCUACAUUCUUCUACAAUUUUAGGUGGUGGGAAACUCCUCUUUUGUAUCAAUGAAACACAACUGGAGACCUGAGCAAGGUUUAGCAUAUGCUUAGAGACCUCUCCUGUCAUUGAGACUUGAAGUAUCUCUUGGUUAAAACUUCUCAGUUUAAAUCUGGGCAAGUAAGUUAACUGGGAUGACUUAGUUGGGACUUAGUAUUUAUGGAGGGGACUGGAAACAUUUGCCUCUUGGCAGCACAGCCUGGUAUGGCCAAGUCCCUGGCAUCACUUGCCAGGUAUGCUUCAGUGCUGCUGUGUGUCCUUCCCCUGCCCUGCCCCACCUCUUCUCAGCCACUCUCACAAGUGAAUGCAAAUCCAAAAGUAAAUAAUGUGUGCAUGUGUGGAAAGGGCUAAUAAUAGCCCAAUGUAGAACAUUCAAACCCAAUCCACAGCUAGCCUUGACAUGGAGGAGCAGGUAGAAAAAUCCUUCUGGGUUCUUUCCCAAUAGACUGUCCUACUGAGAAAUGUGAUUUACUCCUCACAUGAGGACUUCAGCCUGGACUCACCUCUCUGUUACCCUUUUCUGCUUUACUUUACUGGCACCGAUGUUUUCUUCCUUUGUAACUUGUUUUCCUCAGCUCCUUCCCCUUCUUUUUCUUUGCUUGCAGCUUUGAUUGUUGAUUUUUACCUCCAGAGUCACAGAGGCCAUCUCUGAUGCCUGCAGCACUGCUCUUGCUGGGAAAACAAAACCAAAAUCCAGAAAACCUCCAGCUGGCCCCUUAGCCUGCAGAAGUUGUGAGGACAGGCUGCCCGUGAACUCUGCGAGAUGAAAGUCAGUGUUGCAGUGGCAGGGGCUUCUGCUGCUGAUCUUGCAUGUGACUUCAUUCCCAGUGCAUCCUAACUUUCUGCUGGAUCACCCCUUCUGCAGCACAAAACGGAUCCUGGCCCUGCAGCACUGCUAGUGGGGAAGUAGGAGGACGGGGAAAACCUGGCAGUGAUGCUUUCCUGGGACUGUGUUACUCUUCUGGUGAUGUCUCUUCUGUCCUGGUUGCUAUUGUACAGGUGCCAUUAGAGUAGUGGGUGCAGAAAAAAAAAAAAGUUAAAAAAAAAAAAAGUAGGAUUUUACCUAUGCCUUGUGUGUCUGUUAUGGUUGUGGUGCUGAAAUAAAAAUGAGCAAUGACAGAGAUUUCUCCCUGAGAUGAAUCAAACCACAAAAAAGGGAUCAGCCCACUGGUAGACAUCUCCAUGUAGUUCUACAGUAGGGAUUAGAUAGGGGUUUCUGCUGUGCAUGUGUUCUGCAUACCUCCAUGGCUAUUGACAGUAUUUUUUCUAGAACCCCUGAAGGACUUUGGGAGUUGUCCAAAGGUUUUCCCAGCCCCAGGAUCCAGCAGACCCUGAUCUCUGGCUUUUCUCCACAAACCCUUUGUAAACCAGAAAAUGGCCUCCAAAAGUGCCCAAGAAAUGCAGUGGCAGCCAGCCCUGAGGCUGCUGCUUCAUUGAGCAUGACCCUCAGACAAUCCUCCAGGAAAAGCCAGAUAUUUUUUUAGUCAUUGGUGGGCAGGGACAAUAUUGUCCUUUGAUGUGAACUUGGCCAUUAAGUAGAUCAGAUAUAGGCAAACCUGAGCUAUUAAUCCCCCCUGUGGUAACAGCUCUAGACCAAAGCAGCACUGAAUUAAUACAGCAUAAAAACACCAGAUUGACUUUGCUAACAUGACCAUGCAGACUGUAGCCUCUUGCUUUUGCUCUUUCUAAAGAGUCAGGGGAUUCAUCUGCUGGCAAAAUAACAGUUUUUAGACUCAGCCCUGAGGUACAGAAGUAUCUUCCUUUCAGACUAUUACUUGCAUUCUUGCUCUCUGUUUAUUGGGGCCUGAAUGCAGCCCAGAAAUUAUCCAUGGGAAGGGCAUUUUGCCUUCAUUAUCAUGCUUAUUUGCAGCAGAAACUUGAUGCUGAGAGUUAUACUCAUUCAAGCAAAAAGCAGAAACACACAUGGAGAUUACAGUAUCCAAGGAAAACAGUGUCAAAAGCAAACUUGGAGGAUUAGUUGGCGAAUCACUGUGAGCAAUGGCUGAGUGAGGAGAUGGCAACCUGCUCACAAACAUUGCAGGAAUAGUGUUUCCCCUGGUAAAUUCCAGAUUUCUUGCCCAACAGCAUGUUUUACCCAAUCUCUUUCAUUUUUCCCCGCAUGCCCUGCAAUUUUCCCCUGGGUCCUGCCUUCCCAUCCUCUCUGCUGGGGUGGUCCAGUCUCUGUGACAUAUGUGUGUGUGUGUGCAUGUGUGUGUGUGUGUGUGUGUUGCUGCCCCAGGAAUCCCAGAUCCCACCGAUGGGAGAUCAGGAAUUGGUUCAGGUUUCUUGGUCUGACUUCGCGCGGUUGGGCCAACGCUGUGUAAAUAGUGUUUGCGGUGGAGGAUAAAGGCUCUUUACUCCAGACUGGUUUUUAAGACCCCUUCCUCACCACAUACUGUGCCACUGGUUUGUCCAGGUAGAUAUUUUUUUCCUCUUCUUCAUAAAUUAUGAGGUCAGAAGAGCGACUCUGACAUUUUUGUAUGCUCCAGAGUGGAAUCGGGGCACGUACGCUCACAAGCGUUGUGAAAAAACACUGCUGAGCUAAUGAUGCCAUCAAAUGUCCAGUAAAUGCAUGAUGCUCAACUGCAUGUAGUAAACUGCUGCUCACUGUUUCUGUAUUUCCCAAUCCUUUUCUUUAUGCACAUUCAACCCAACCUUUUCUUCGAGGGGUUUACUUCUAUGUUUUGCUUUUAAAUGACUCAGUGUAUCUGUAACUCGAAAUCCGUCCUUAAGUUUGAGUAAAUGCAAAAGCUGAUGUUUUGUAAACAAGAUACUGCAAAGCCUGGUAAUGUAUUUUUGUCUUUCUGUUGAAUGCCCUGCAGCAUGUACAGGAAGAGUCACCAUCCAGAGCAGUUUAAAACCAUGCAGCAGUCACAUACACGUAUCUAAAAACAGGGAGCCAGGGAGGGGAGGGUCCCUUUCUGAAUACAAAGUUUAAAAAUUUGAUCUGCAUCAAAAAAUUCCUUCCCUGGGUUGCUAAUGCUACCAAGAAGCAUGUUGGUGUGUCUCUUUUUUCUUUUUAGUUUUUUCUUUUGGUUUGUUUUUCUUAGUCAAAGCAUAGACUGGUUUACUCAAUUCACAGUAUUUUUCUCUCCCUACAGAAUAUUCAUUUCUCACCUGUUGCAUAAUGAACUGUGUUUUGGGGACCAAGAUGCUGUGAUUAUUUGCCUGCACAAAAUAGGGCAGAGAGCUGAGCUAAUUAUUCCAUCCUUUCCAAAGCAUCACCACCUAAAUGCUAACAUUUAAUCUUUGAGCCUCCAUUUAGUACCACCAUUUAUUCAUGGAAGAGUUUGCUGUAGUACUUUUCCUUCUUUGCCAUGGAAAUGGUGUCCUUGCCUUCUCUUCCCUUAGUCAUUGACCCAUUUUCAUUUCUGCUGGUCUUUCUAAGGCAGGGUACAGGAUGGCCACAUGGUACUUGUAAUACCUUCAGCUCAUCUCAUUCUCUUGUGGGCAUCAGCACUGGGCAUUGGUCCCAGCUCCUGAGUUAUUGCUAUGUUAGUGUGGAAGAGACACUGGAACAGUCUGCCCAGGGUUAUUGUGAAUGGAUUUGGAACAUCCCUGGAAGUGUUAAAGCCAGGUUGGAUGGAACAACCAGGUCAGGUGGGAUGUAUCCCUGCCCAUGGUAGGGGGUCUGGAAUUAGAUGAUCUUUGAGGUCCUUUCCGACCCAAACUAUUCUAUGCUCAAAUUCCCAGUACUCAAAGCAGAGCCCUCUGAACUGGCUGGAAUAUUGCUCUGGGUUCCUGGAAAGGGCAUGCCAGCCAGUCCUUGGGAAUUAUGCAAGGAACUUCUCUGUGGUGGCUGAAAGCAUCAAGAAGUCUUGCACCCGCCUUCAAGGCUGCUGCUUCAGCUUCUGUGCCACUGCUGAGGCCCUGUGUGGCUGCAUAAAAAAAAAAAAUCAUCAUUAAUAAUGGUUGUAAAUCAGCCUGAGUUCACUAAGGCAGCACAUGAUGCAAGGCUUCAUGAUGAUGUGGACCUAUGCUGUGGCUCCUGGUGUGGGUGAGCUCCCAAGGGAGUGCUCAGGGUAGCUCUGAGCUUUUCCAUCUCCCAUCUGCAUCCCCUGAGCCCAGCGUGGCAUCACAAAUGCUGUGCUGUAGCAUGAGCCCCAAAGGGAGAGUGUAGAAGGUUGAAGCCCAGUGGGAGCUAUGGUGUGACUGAUGUUUCUGGUCAACACAUCCUGUUGUACAUUGGUCUUUAGUGGAUAAACAGCAUUUUGGUCAGUUUGGGCCUUUUUUUUUUAGAUAAGUAUUUAAUUUAGGUCAGCAAACAUUGAAAAAAAAGCCCAGUCUGCCCAGACGAGUGACUCCCCAAAUAUCCCCAACUGUAAACCAUCUCUCAGUUGACUUUUAUUGAAAAUUCAAGCAUGUUUUUCUACAAAGGCUUAAAUCUUAAUCGAGGAAUGUCAGUGUGCCUACUGUUGCAGGUCUUGUGACUGAUACAAGUUUAUAACAGCAUCCAUGUCCAAAAAGAUGGGAGAAUGUGUAUUUACUCCAUGCAUGUAUUAAGGCAUUGCAAAAGUUUUAUCUGCAUAAUGAGUUUGCAGUACUGCAAAAUGUUAAUGGGGCUACGUCGCAAGUGGUUCUCUGCCUUGACAAUCACCUAUACAUAUCGAGAUUUCUAUCAUAAUGACAACUUAAAGGGGUGACUAAUUGUUUUCCUCCAAUAAAUCCAAUUAAAUCA